Messenger RNA from Colletotrichum destructivum, 1386 nucleotides. RefSeq lists its product as uncharacterized. Lineage: Eukaryota; Fungi; Ascomycota; Sordariomycetes; Glomerellales; Glomerellaceae. The record is from RefSeq and is a predicted model, not a curated record. Bases 86 to 583 code for a protein of 165 amino acids. The transcript has 3 exons.
GCCAACUUUAUCGUUUUUAGCGGCUGACUAUGAUUCAUCCUUUUUUUGACACUGUCGAUCUGUCUUCAAGUUCAAGAGUGACAUCAUGCAUCAAUCUCAGCAACGUUCUCAACGGCCUGGCAAAUUACAGCGCCGGUCCCAAAUAUCCACAAAUCAGGCCCGGCAUCGUGAAACCAUUCUUACAACACGACUGGUCCAAGCCCUCCAACGGAACAAAGGCCUUUCCCCCGAGAGCAUCGACUGGCCGAAGAGUAUCAUCCAAAAACCACUGAUGUCCUCAACAACAGAACGUCUGCACGAUUCCAAUGGCCCACAAGACCAAGACCCCCGCGGAUAUCAGGAUGUUGAAUCCGUGUCAAUGUCUUCGGCGUUCCAAAAGCCUCCCAGCGUUUGGUUUUGCCACAUGAUUGCUGUCGAACGUGCUGUUGCCGAGAUAGAAGAGGCGAACGAGAAGCAUUUCAAAGCCACUACAUUUCUACUUGACCAGUUGGAAUCCAAGUUGACCAUACUUGCUGUUGCCGUCGAAGACACGGCGACCCUGACGCCAAUUUGCGGGGCUCAUCAUUGGCCCAAUCAAAAUUGAGUCUGCCCUUCCAUUGGCCAAUCAAAAUUUGACUGAUUGCUUUGGGAUGAGCCCUGCCAAUUUGGGAUGGAAUGACUGAAUGGGACCAACAGGCGCGACAGAAGCAAAGCAUGCAUCUAACCAGUGCUUCGUUUGUUGUUGUUCAAGCUGGGACGCGGUAUUGCGUGUACGAGAUAGUUUUGUUGGGGAAUUCCUAAUGCCAAAAUAUUACGACAGUAACCCGUGGAACAAGGAAACAUCGCUUCGCAUGGCGAUUUGUGAGGCCGAGACUCCGUGGAAACAAACAAGCAGGGCGCAUGCCGACUUCCAACCGUUUUCUUUCAGUCCUCCCUUUGCCAAGCCGACCAUCGCUGGUCUUGUUUCUGAGCGUGCUUGGCCAUUCUCCGCUCGUAUGUAAUUGAGUGCCCCUGCAUUUUGGCAUCCAGUCAUCCGCAAGGGUUGGCCGUGAGCCUGAAACUUGUGGGUACUAAGGUUUACGCCGUUACCAUACUGUCGGGUCGAAGCAGGGGCGUGCGUAAGUGCCCUUCCUGCCUCUAAUGCCGAAAGAGAAAACUCGGCGGCAAGCGGGGUGAGUCGCAUAGGUAAUUGGGGUCUCAAGGGGUCUCGGAGGGUCUGAAAGGGUCUAACGUACAUGGCAGUCAGAACAAAGGCGGGAACCAGCCGGGCCUUUCAAGUCCAGAUGGAAGAAGGCUCGCUUGCAUAACGGCGGGUGGCUCGAGCCGAGCGGUCGCAAGCGAAGGUCAACGGCUUUUGACCGAGGACGCAAGCCUUGCAGAGCUGGAAAUCGAUAGAACCACUUUUCA